AUGUCGACCUUACCAGAAGCCAAGCUCGCGGCAGAAGCCGAAAUUGCAUACCAGGUUAUCCUGAUGAGCACAGACUAUGAUUGCUGGCACGAUGUCCACGGCGACGUUUCCGUCGAGAUGGUCAUGGGCCACAUGCGCGCCAACGCCGUCAACGCCCGCCGCUUCAUCGCCGCUGUGCUGGACGAGCUCUCCAAAGAAGAACAUGACGACCUCGUCCAAGCUACGCAUCUUGCCGGGGCGAGGAAGUUCGGCGUCAGCACGUAUCCCGAGGGACGGGGAGAGAAAGCACUCGAGAAGCUGAGGUGGUUGUUCGAGGGCUAUUUCUGA
This is a messenger RNA of Fonsecaea nubica, 327 nucleotides long. Its product is annotated as S-methyl-5'-thioadenosine phosphorylase. Bases 1 to 327 code for a protein of 108 amino acids. The record is from RefSeq and is a predicted model, not a curated record. Lineage: Eukaryota; Fungi; Ascomycota; Eurotiomycetes; Chaetothyriales; Herpotrichiellaceae. Gene Ontology annotation, molecular function: S-methyl-5-thioadenosine phosphorylase activity. Gene Ontology annotation, cellular component: cytosol. The transcript is spliced from 2 exons. Gene Ontology annotation, biological process: nucleoside metabolic process.